AUGCAGUCAGACAGUCAAAAUCUUCUGAUACAGAGCGUGAGAGCGACGAAAUCUGCUGUGAGACCACUCGAUCAAACGAUGGCGGCUCAGACUCAACAAUCCUUGGUCAACGUGAAUACAGCUAUGCAACAGCAGAAAACUACAAGAGCUGCCGAACUUGCUGAUUCGUUGGUUACCCAACCUGGUGAACCUGAGCUGAAGUCGAUGACGAAGCAACCAACAAUGAAAGCAGCCAUUCCUCCGCCACCUCCACCGCCAAAACCGGCACCCCUUGCUGAACCACUACCCCUUUCGAUGACCGCAAUCGCAGGUGAAGGCCAGUAUGAGGACGUCGUACCUGAUGAACUGCUUACGGCCAUGCCACCACCUCCACCGCCUCCACGCGCAGUUCCAGUCCCAGCCCGCCCACAAAGAUGCGCAUCCGAAGAUACAGUAUUAUCGAAGUCUAAAAUGGUUCCACCAUUGAAGCCAUCAUCGGUACCUGCAGCUGCAGAAGGGCAGUACGAGGACGUGGUACCCGAGGCAUUACUUCAGGCUGCACCGCCACCUCCUGUGGCAAAACCGAAGCCAACUCCUUUGCCACCUAAACCUUUAGCAAUUCCAUUAAAACCUCCAGGAGGUGCGCCCAUGACAAGAACAGGAAGAGCCGUACAUAUAGUCAUCCCAAACAAGUCGUUCAACGUGUUCAAUGUUGUCUAUGUCAGCCAAUCAUUUAAAAAUCGCAACGAUAAACUAUAA
Molecule: messenger RNA, 738 nt
Organism: Ostertagia ostertagi
Lineage: Eukaryota; Metazoa; Nematoda; Chromadorea; Rhabditida; Trichostrongylidae
Source: the annotation of a GenBank genome assembly